Molecule: messenger RNA, 1452 nt
Organism: Cicer arietinum (chickpea)
Lineage: Eukaryota; Viridiplantae; Streptophyta; Magnoliopsida; Fabales; Fabaceae
Biological process (GO): tRNA guanine ribose methylation
Molecular function (GO): RNA methyltransferase activity; RNA binding
Source: RefSeq, a predicted model, not a curated record
GAUACAUAUUCUUGUUAUCUCGAAAAUACAAGGAAGAAGCAAGAAGCAAGAAGCAAGAUGAGUAGCAGUUGCAAAACCAUGUUGUGUUCAUCACUCUCUUCUUCCUUCAAAUUCAAAUCCACUCCUUCACCUUCUUCUUCUCUCCUUCGCCGCCGUAACUACCACAAAUCCACGUGGCAAUGUUACAACUCACCUCAAAACGCCGCCGUUUCAGCAAUAGACGAUCCCCAAUCAAACCACUCAAUACAGAACCUCCUAAGCGCCGAAGGAGUCACAUCACUUAUGAAAAUGGAACGCAAACCUCUUCUUCACGAACCUCAGGUUCGGUGGUUCCCUUACCGAAACUCUUUCAGGUGCGGAAACGGUUACGAAGUUACAAGUUCGGAAGUUAUUGAAGCGGUUAGUCCUUGCAUUUCAGAAACGAGGAAGCAUAGGUUCGGGAACGCGGUUCGGAACCGAAGCUACUCGGUUUGUCUUGUGGUGGAAGGGUUGUGUGAUUUCGGCAAUGUUUCGGCUACGUUUCGAUCUGCUGAUGCUCUUGGUGUUCAGUCUGUUCAUGUUGUGUCUUCUGAUGCUAACAAAAGGUAUAAGGACAAUCGCCAUGUAAGCAUGGGCGCAGAGAAAUGGUUAGACAUUGAACUAUGGGAUUCUACAAAGGAGUGCUUUGAAAUGUUGAAAUCAUGUGGUUAUCGAAUUGCCACUACUCAUGUGGGAAUAGAUGCGGUUUCUAUAUAUGACUUGGACUGGUCCUGUCCGACUGCAAUAGUUGUCGGGAAUGAAAAUAGGGGUAUUAGUGAAGAGGCUUUGGCAUUGUCAGAUUUGCACUGCAGUAUUCCAAUGAAGGGUAUGGUUGACUCUUUCAAUGUUUCAGUUGCUGCAGGAAUCCUCAUGCACCAUGCUGUUUGCGAUAGAAUUUCUCGUAUGGGCCGUCAUGGCGAUUUGACAGUUGACGAAAGACAAAUUCUACUUGCAGAGUUUUCGCUGCGUCAUAGCAAUAGUGCUAUCAGUGUUGUCGAAGAUUAUGCAAAGCGCAAGGCAGCAUUAUUAACCUAACAGCAUUGACAGGAAGUUAAACUACUUCAAAUUGUAUGUUUGCUCAUCCUUGACAAGGAGACAGGCAAGCACUAGAUCCCUGAUUGAUAUUCGUGCAAAUGCUAUAUUGCAUUAGCCGAAGCAUGGCGCACAAGCCCUACACAUGACAAUGAGGAACUCACCGUAUAAUACCAUGCUUCUAUUCAAAUUGUAAUAUUUCAUUAAUGAUGUGCUUACUAGUUACUAGCCCAAUUUUCGUAGCCAUGGGAAAUUAUGAUAACUAAUGUGCAACUGUUUUUUGUAGAGUUUCUCGGUAUUACCGAGUCAUAAAGACAAAAAAUUUGAAGUUCCUAGUUUGAUUCAUUUUGACAUACAGUAGUUUGUAUUAUAAUCAAGGAAAUGCAAAAGGUUAUGCUGCUA